CCCCUGCUCCCCCAUCGUCGUCCUCUUUUCUUCUCUCUUAUUUUUCUCUUCAAAAAAAAAAAUAAUUAAGCUUUUGACGUUUCCUCGUUCCUCAGCUGUUCGUACCUUCUGACAUAACUUGUUCGCCUUCUCUCUCUCUCUCUCAUUUUCCCCGAUACACGCUUCUCAGCAUCGACCCAAGACUCUCUUCCCCCCCCCCCCUUCUUUUCUUGAAAAAGUUCGUGGAUGCUCAUCAAAGGCUCGAGUGAUUUGAAAAGAGAGAGGGUCAAAUCGAAAGAAGUUGCCGUGUAUCGACCCUUUCCCAGGAUUCUUUUGAGAAGGUAACCGAGAAUUAAGUAUCGAUUCUCCACGGCUAGCUCUUUGAUGGGUUGAUCUACAACUACUCAGAUUCUCUCGAAGUCGAAGUGAAGUCACCACCAAAAGAAUUAGUCUCUCACCCAAAAUCGAUGGCGACGUACUUUCUUGGUAAUUCUGAAAUCCAACCACCCGAUGGCCUCCAAACUCUGGUUCUCAUGAACCCCGGCUACAUCCACUACUCCGACACCCCGACGCCUCCCCCGCCGCACCCCAGCAACUUGGUCUUCCUCAACUCCAUCGCAGCUGGCAACAACUCGCUCACUCCCCAAAACCUCCACCACGUGUCACCCAAUCACACCCAACAAUUCGUUGGUAUCCCUCUGCCGGCCGCCGCCGCCGCCGCCGCCUCCUCCUCCCAGGACCCUAGCCAGCAACACUCCGUGCAUGCUCAUCAAGAUGGCUCCACCUUGCAUGGAUUUGUGCCUCGCAUGCAGUGCAAUCUCUGGAACCCAAUCUACCCAAACGCGACGGCGCGUGAGACUCCACGUGCACAGCAGGGACUGUCGCUGAGCCUGUCCUCCCAGCAAGCUGGAAUGGGGUCUUUUCGUGUCGAUCGUGAAGCAACAUCACGGGGUCAAGCGCCUGCUAUGUCUGGGGAAGAUGUUCGCGGGUCUGGAGGGUCGUCGUCUUCGGAUUCUGGGGUGACCAACGCGAACGGUUUUUCGGGGAUUCAGGGUGCGAUUCUGAGCUCCAAGUACUUGAAAGCAGCACAGGAGCUUCUCGACGAGGCCGUCAAUGUCAACAACGGCAUUAAGACCGAACUGGGAAAGAAAGGCGGUGGGGCCCAAACUAAGACCACCGGGGAGACAUCCGGGACAGCCGCCACUGGCGACGGUUCUGCUGGUGGAGAAGGAACCCUUAAGCGUGCCACCGAGCUUUCGGCUGCGGAGAGACAAGAAAUUCAGAUGAAGAAGGCUAAGCUGAUCAACAUGCUUGACGAGGUGGAGCAGAGGUACAGGCAGUACCACCAGCAGAUGCAGAUUGUGAUUUCGUCAUUCGAGCAAGCUGCGGGAAUUGGUUCGGCCAGAACAUACACGGCCCUUGCGCUACAAACAAUCUCCAAGCAGUUUAGGUGCUUGAAAGAUGCCAUAACAGCCCAAAUUCGAGCUGCUAAUAAGAGCUUAGGAGAAGAAGAUUGCUUUGGAACCAAGAUUGAAGGUUCGAGACUCAAGUUCGUUGACCAUCACCUGCGCCAACAGCGAGCUCUCCAACAGUUGGGAAUGAUCCAGCAAAAUGCUUGGAGACCCCAGAGAGGAUUGCCUGAAAGAUCUGUUUCUGUCCUUCGUGCUUGGCUCUUUGAGCACUUCCUCCAUCCUUAUCCCAAGGAUUCAGAUAAGCAUAUGCUCGCUAAACAAACAGGCCUCACCAGGAGCCAGGUUUCAAAUUGGUUCAUUAAUGCUCGAGUUCGGCUCUGGAAACCAAUGGUGGAAGAAAUGUACACGGAGGAGAUGAAGGAGCAAGAACAGAAUGAAUCUGAAGACAAAUCAGGCAAGAGCGGUGAAGAUCCUGCAGCUCCACAACAAAAAGGCCCUGCCGCUGAAACGGACGCUAGAAGCCUCAAUUCCAACCAAGACAGGCCUUCAAACCAGAAAACUCCCACAGUUUCAGUUUCUAAACCAUUAAUAUUAUCGCCGGGUAAGGAUAAUAUGAGAGACCAGUUUGGUUUCAGCUUCAUGGGAUCAUCAGAGCUGGAAGGGAUCACACAGAGAAGUCCCAAGAAACCAAGAAACCAAGAACUUCCGCACUUCCCAACUUCAAUAAACAUGGACAUGAAGACAAAUGAGGCCAAUAAUGAGCAGCUUUCUAUAAAUUUUGGAGACGAAAGGCAGGGAAAAGAUGGAUUCUCUUUCAUGGGAACCCAAGCAAACUUUAUCGGAGGUUUUGGACAAUACCCAAUUGGGGAGAUUGGAAGGUUUGACGCAGAGCAGUUUACACCAAGGUUUUCAGGUAACGGGGUUUCCCUGACUCUUGGUCUUCCCCACUGUGACACAUUGUCAAGUAGCCAUCAAAGUUUUCUCCCAAACCAGAACAUUCAACUGGGAAGAAGACUGGAUAUGGCUGAAUCAAACGAGUAUGGAGCCAUAAAUCCUUCCACUACUCACUCAUCAACUGUGUAUGAGAACAUGAACAUGCAGAACCCAAAGAGGUUUGCUGCACAAUUGUUGCCAGACUUUGUCACCUAAAGGGAGAUGCAUGGGAUACAUAAUACUGUCACUGGAUUUCACAAUCUCUCCCAGCACAGCCGAUCAUGGCUGGGAAAUAAGGGAUCCUCCCUGGUAAUAAUGUAAAGAAACAGGAUUUGAUUUAGUAUAGGUUUAUACCCUGCAUCGAACUAUUUGAGUUCUUAGAUAGCUUAGAAUUUGAGAGUAUAUGGUUGAGGGUUGCAUGUAUAUUUAUUUUUGUAAGGUUUUUGUCAGGAAGUUUUAUUUUGAAAAAUUACCGAUAUAUAUAAAUAUAUGUUGAUUGAAAA
Messenger RNA from Prosopis cineraria, 2827 nucleotides. RefSeq names its product BEL1-like homeodomain protein 1. Lineage: Eukaryota; Viridiplantae; Streptophyta; Magnoliopsida; Fabales; Fabaceae. The transcript is spliced from 6 exons. Gene Ontology annotation, biological process: regulation of transcription by RNA polymerase II. Bases 447 to 2540 code for a protein of 697 amino acids. Gene Ontology annotation, molecular function: RNA polymerase II cis-regulatory region sequence-specific DNA binding; DNA-binding transcription factor activity, RNA polymerase II-specific. The record is from RefSeq and is a predicted model, not a curated record.